This is a messenger RNA of Penicillium macrosclerotiorum, 1011 nucleotides long. RefSeq lists its product as uncharacterized. The record is from RefSeq and is a predicted model, not a curated record. The transcript has 4 exons. Gene Ontology annotation, molecular function: nucleic acid binding. NCBI's taxonomy places the organism in Eukaryota, Fungi, Ascomycota, Eurotiomycetes, Eurotiales, Aspergillaceae. Bases 1 to 1011 code for a protein of 336 amino acids.
AUGGCCAUCUCCGCGUGGACCGAACAGGCCACUGCUUCAUUGCAGGAUCUUACCCUCUCGGACUCGACGACCGGCCGACAUGCCACAACCACCCAGCCCCCGUCCAGCUUGCUCGGAGCGACCGUCGCUCUCUCCAUUCCUCUCGACGACCAGCUCCCCGCGCCAGCACAACAAGUCAAGGUCCUCGGCCCGGCCGAGACUCGCCCCCAACCUCUCAAGCGCCGCGAGGCCUUGCUCAAGGGUAAAGAUGGAAGUCGGCGACGACAGCGCUGGGAAAAUGACCGUUUGCUGCACAACCCGUGGGCGGAGCCCCCAUCCCCGAAUGACUGGGAUAUCAAGCCUACAUAUCCCCGCCACGAUCCGAUGCCCUACUAUCUCGCGCCGCUGUGGGACGUUCACUACGCCAAAAUGGCCGACCAUCAGUCUGCUCGCAAGAACGCAAAGACCCCCAGCCCCAAACACCGUGUUCCCAAAGAGCUCCGACUGAAACUGAAGCACGCCCGUGCCGCGCGCGGCAUGCUCCAGGACCUGGAAGACGAGAUCCGGCUCUUUAUUUGUAAGUGGAACGAGAAGCAGCUGUACCUCCAGUCGGAGGGCCUGCAGGAUGCACCUGAAGUAUCGGCCAGCGAGGACUCAGAAGACGAGAUUGUCUUUGUCGGGCGGAACGGUCAAAUGCAUGACUCGCCGGAGCGGAAGCGAAAGCUCCAGCAGCUGCGGGACGAGAUGAGUUCACACCACGAGCGGGAUGGUGAGAAGAUGGUGUUUGAGAGUCUCGUCGAGGACCGGGCAGCCGGGUUUGGUCGUUGGCUAGUGCACUCUAUCGCCUCCUAUUACGGGCUUCAUACCUGGUCCGUCACUGUCGGGAACCCUGCCCGCCGAGAAGCCUAUGUUGGAUUCCGACCUCCCGCACCAGGGACCCGAGUUGGACUCAUCACCCAUCCCACCUGCCGUGCGGAGGAGUUGAUCAAGCCUGGCGAGGAGCUGCCCCAACCUCUUUAUGCACAGGUUUAA